Messenger RNA from Staurois parvus, 403 nucleotides. Lineage: Eukaryota; Metazoa; Chordata; Amphibia; Anura; Ranidae. The record is from the annotation of a GenBank genome assembly.
UCAGCGCCUGGUGACGAAUUUCCCGACGAAUCAUUAUCACUCAAUUCUGCAAGUGGUUCUGAUUUACUAUCGCUGUUCUCUAGCUGGACUAAAACCGCUUUUGACCUAAAGGGACGCUUUUUGGGCGCCAUGGACAUUUCUCAUUUUCCAGGCAGAAAGAACAGUAAAAAUGCAGGCAGGGCGCCGGACAAAGCACUCGGGACAAAAUGUAUGUGAAAUGGUUUGAUACAGUAAUGUAAUACUAUCAGAUUUUAGUGUAUUGACAAAAAUGACAUUUUUUAAAAAUUUUAAAUUUCCCACCGGUUCUGGCGCCCGUACGUCCCGACGUCACAGGGACUGGAACACGGAAGCCAGAUGCCGGCAUCGGCCGGAGGAGAUGGCCGGGGAUGCUGCAGGGGACACA